AUUUAUAACAAAUAAGCUGUUAUAAAAGCUAAUUUUAAAAGCGGUAAAAGUGCAAUGUCGGUUACCGCUAUUCAAGAGCAUGGGCAACAUGGACGAAUUCUGGACGCUUUCGCACCGUUUCCGAGUGCCAUAUCUCACCCAGAAACAAUUUGCGCAAAUGCGAUGUCUCCACCAAAAGAUUCUGAAAUUCAAGUCGACGAAAAUAAUAACGAAGUAGUGGCAUCUCCACCCAAUGAACAUCCUCCUCCAGAUUGGAGCGAAGACUCUGGUAGUUGUUCUAUGAAAGAUGACGAACACUCAACACACGAGGAAGACAGUGUUUGCAGAGAGAGGAAUUGCUCCGGAGCGCAUUCAGACUCCAUCGAUGUCGAAAUAUCCGAUGAAGGAUCAACGAAUCAGGAUGAUGACGGCAAUCUCAUUAUUUGCGAAGAAAAUGAAGAAAUGAAGGAGAAGGAUCAAAUUGAAGUAAAGAAUGAUCCGAAAAGGAAAAGAUUCGAAAGCGAGAAUUUCGCAAUGAAAUCCGAAUUUUCUGAAAAUAUUGCAGAUCGCCGCUCAUCAAGCGAGUAUUUUUCGCCUGCGAAUUCACCGCAGCAGAGCACGACUGUUAGACUGGAUGGAUUCUCUCAUUAUUUUGCUCAUAAUCUUCACACAAUGCAUCGUCGUGACCUGUUUUGUGACGUCACUAUCAAGGCUCACGAUUCCCUAUUACACGGACAUAAAGUGGUUUUGGCGGCGUGCAGUCCCUAUUUCUAUAAUGUUCUAGAAAAGAGAAAUGCAUCUCCACACAGAAAGGAUCUGAACAUUGGGGUGUCAACCCACAGUUUUAUAGAUCUUGGGAAGUCGGUUUCACCAAUUGGUCUCGAGCAAAUAUUGGACGGCAUGUAUAGUUCAAGAAUUUCUCUGCACAGAGAUACUGUUCACGAUGUAUUAGAAGCAGCAACAUUUCUCAACAUGCAACUCGUUGUUGACGUCUGCUAUAAAUUUAUUGAUUCAGAGCAAAUGAAAGCAGAGGAAAAGUUCAAAACCUCUACGAACCAAGAAAACGAACAACAGAUAAGAAAAGCCGAUUUUGUGGAAUCACCCAUUGAUCUGACAGCUUUGUCAAAACGAAAUCGGAGAACUUCCAAUUCGGCUGAUGAUAAAUCGGAAUCCAAAAGUGAUUUAGAGACAGUGGAUUCAGCACAUAGUUCUACAACUUACAGCAGAAAUAAUACGACACCCGAUCCGGAAGAUAGCACAAUUUAUCAACGAGUAUCGCACAAAGAUCACAUUGAGCCCAAAACUGUCAAUCCCAAGUCAAUGAACUGGAAGAAAUACAAACUAAUUACCCAGAAUCGAUCGGAACAAAACACGCACUCUAAUUACGGCAUGCAGUUAAGUCCACGAAGUGAUGAUAAACAGACAAGAGCAUUGAGUCCACGAUCACCUAGACAUGACAUCACAGACGAAAGUGAUGAUGUAUUCAUCAAAAAAGAACCAACUCGAUCCACGCGACUGAGUACAGAUUCUGCCACGCAUGAUUUCAGAAACGCGACUUCUCGCUUGGAAUCUCAUUCCGGCAACCUCACAGCCGACCUCAUUCGACGACAUCAGAGGGACCUGUACCAGCAUGUUAUCUCAAACUCCCCUUACGCCUUCAGUCCUGAAACAAUGGCGGCUGCAAUGGCUAUGACAACUUUAACAUCGCCAACGCGACCUUCUACAACAAAACCUCUACCGGCACCAAGACCAGAGCGGCCACCAUUUGGCAUUAGCCCUUGGCAACAUUUCCUUGGACAACGUUUGCAAAAUUCUGUGAUGGAAAAUCCUCUUCUCCGUUCGUCUUUUUCGGGCAUUCAUACCCAUGCCGCAAAAAGCCAUCAUGAUGUCUUGCAAGAACAGAAACAAAGACAGCAGGCGUUUUUGAACUUGGCAGGAAGUGCACAUCGAUAUGUAACUGAGCGUUUCGUCCCACAAAACGUUCCAGAAUUCACUCAUAUAAGGGAAUCUCCAGGGAAGCCGAGUGGACCCACUUACAGCCCACUGCUAUUGACCAGCCUGUUGCAACAAAGCACCGAUACCGCUCCACAUCACGCUAUGAAACGAACUUUUUCCUCUGCGUCUGGGGACAGUCACGGCGAGUUUUCUGCGCCACACGCUCCAAAACGUCUAACACCAGAUCACCAGCCACCCUUCUUCACAGAAAAUUCUCGACGGUUUGUAGUCAAUACUAUAAAGAGCGAGAUUGCUGCAAGACAACAGAAACAGCGCAGAUCAACAACAAGCAGUGCAGGAUCUCCAGAUCGUCCAUACAAAUGUCUUGUUUGCGCAGCUGAGUUCAAUCGUCCCGCGAAUCUGAAAACACACAUGCGAAUACACAGUGGAGAAAAACCAUACAAAUGUCAAUCUUGCGGUGCUAGAUUUGUUCAGGUUGCUCAUCUCAGGGCGCAUAUACUAAUACAUACAGGAGAGAAGCCGUAUCCGUGCAAAGUCUGUGGCACAAGGUUUCGACAUCUCCAGACAUUGAAAUCUCAUCUACGAAUCCACACAGGAGAGAAACCGUAUGCGUGUGAGGAAUGUCAAGUCAGAUUCAGACAUAAAAGUCAACUCCGUCUUCAUCUUAGAACAAAACACGGAAUAAAUACCAAUACAAAGAAAACUUAUCAGCAGGUACCCGGUCUCAGAAGCGCAGAUAUUUCCGCCCAUAUUAAGAGGACCCAAGAAGCCGUGAGAAUGCAAGCACACAAAAAAGAAUUCUGCGAAGCAUAAUAUAUUAUAUAUUGCCAUUCCACAAGAUGUUGAAUUAUUUCAUUUAUAUCGAAAACCUCAUAGUGUUGUAUUAUUAUUAUUGAGAACAAUCAAUUUUACUUGCUUGAAUGUCCAUAUCAGCAAUAAUACCCGUUCGCAUCUGCCAAAGUUAAUUCAGGAAUCAUUCGCCAUUUCUUACUUUUCUGUCAUUGAAUAUGUUUGCCAUGCUUAUAACUUGCCAAUGAUAACGUGCCUUUUUGACAUGUGUGAUCAUUUAUCUAUUUUAUCCAAUUUUAACGUUUUAGGCUUUAUAAAUAGUUUUUCUUCGCAAUCAUGUGUUUUUCGCAGGAUCUUUCAUUUUUUUCUUUGGUGUUGUGUCAAGAUUUAUGAAUAAAUUAUACCAAUGUAA
Messenger RNA from Styela clava, 3136 nucleotides. RefSeq lists its product as uncharacterized. Gene Ontology annotation, biological process: regulation of transcription by RNA polymerase II. The record is from RefSeq and is a predicted model, not a curated record. Lineage: Eukaryota; Metazoa; Chordata; Ascidiacea; Stolidobranchia; Styelidae. Gene Ontology annotation, molecular function: RNA polymerase II cis-regulatory region sequence-specific DNA binding; protein binding; DNA-binding transcription factor activity, RNA polymerase II-specific.